UCCACCAUACAAUACAAAAUACUGUCUUCCCUCACAAUAACAGCACAAUCCUGCUAGUUUUUUCUUCUCCUUCUUCAGAUUUAUUACUACAACUUCUGUUAACUCAUCAAGUGCGAUAAACAAAACUAGUGAGAAGGAUUUUUUUUUUUUUUUUUUUAAACUAAUAGUUGUAACGAAUUGGUAGUAGCUUCCACCAUGACAACAGCUCUUCAGGCUUCAACCUCCUAUGGAGUCGGUUUUGCCGUUUCAUCAUUCCCUCCGCCUUCAAGGCCGUCUCGUCACCGCACUCUCGUCCUAGCUCAAGCGGAACCGACGGAGAAAUCUGUGGAAAUCAUGAGAAAGUUCUCGGAGCAGUAUGCUCGUAGGUCCGGAACCUAUUUCUGUAUGGACAAAGGUGUUACUUCUGUUGUUAUCAAGGGAUUGGCAGAGCACAGGGAUACUUUGGGUGCACCGCUCUGCCCCUGUAGGCAUUAUGAUGAUAAAGUUGCAGAGGUGCAACAAGGGUUUUGGAACUGCCCGUGUGUUCCCAUGAGAGAGAGGAAGGAGUGCCACUGCAUGCUUUUCCUCACAGCUGAGAACGAUUUUGCUGGGAACGAACAGGCCAUAUCUCUUGAGGAGAUCAGGGAAACAACAGCAAAUAUGUGAUGCUUUAACUCGUCCUGAUAACCUGUCUAAUGAAAGUUAUCCUCUGUAUACUUGUUCAAAUCAAGAAAGUAGCGUUGUAAAAUAUUUUUGAUGUACCAAAGUUAUCACACUUCUCGAAGGUAAUGACAUAUUUGGUUCAGAUACGUGGUGGGCCGUAGAGCAUAUUACUCAGUAAUGAUGACAGUCCAGACUUGAAAGAUUGUAGUGGAGGAAUCGAAGUUCUGCAAUUUUGGUUAAUAAAAAUGCAGAUUAGGCAACAAGUUUCUCGACGCGUUGCCGGAAGAAUGCAAAUUCUCAAUUAGAUUGCAA
Coffea eugenioides is the source of this 954-nucleotide messenger RNA. Its product is annotated as ferredoxin-thioredoxin reductase catalytic chain, chloroplastic. The transcript is spliced from 6 exons. The record is from RefSeq and is a predicted model, not a curated record. NCBI's taxonomy places the organism in Eukaryota, Viridiplantae, Streptophyta, Magnoliopsida, Gentianales, Rubiaceae. The coding region runs from base 196 to 645 and encodes 149 amino acids. Gene Ontology annotation, molecular function: oxidoreductase activity, acting on iron-sulfur proteins as donors.